UUAUUCCCUUUGUCUCUGCUUGUCAUUCUUCUCUCUCCUUCCUGCUUUGGAUUUCUUUACUCGUAAGAUGGCGUCGGAGCUCGGAUCAACGACCGAGAAGCUUUCACAGCUUGGCAUUAAUGGAGAUUGGGCUGCUUCCACCCCUAAUCUACAGAAGAAUCUCGGCAUUCUUUCGUCGCACCAGAUUGCGCUUGCAAAGUUGUUGUUGGAUAUGGGCCAGACUCAUCUUUUUGAGCACUGGCCUGAGCCAGGCAUUGAUGACGAAGAGAAAAAAAGCUUCUUUGAUCAGGUUUCUCGGCUUAAUGCAAGCUAUCCACGUGGUUUGGGAGCCUAUAUUCAAAAUGCUAGGAGACUUCUGGCAGAUUCCAAAGCGGGGAAAAAUCCAUUUGAUGGUUUUACUCCUUCUGUUCCAUCAGGAGAGGUUCUGAAAUUCGGUGAUGAUAACUUUGCAAAGUUUGAAGAGGCUGGUGUCAGGGAGUCAUGCAAAGCUGCCUUUGUCCUUGUUGCAGGUGGGCUUGGGGAACGUCUAGGGUACAAUGGAAUAAAGGUGGCUCUUCCUUCAGAGUCCACAACAGGAACAUGCUUCUUGCAGCACUACAUAGAAUCAAUUCUUGCUCUGCAGGAAGCUAGCUGUAAAUUGACAGAAGGCCAAUCCCAAACUGAGGUACCUUUGGCAAUAAUGACAUCAGAUGACACACACUCACGUACUUUGGAGCUUUUAGAGUCGAAUGCUUAUUUUGGAAUGAAGCCAUCACAAGUGAAACUACUAAAACAGGAAAAAGUUGCAUGCUUAGAUGAUAAUGAUGGUAGGCUUGCAGUAGACGCCAAGAACAAAUAUAGAAUUCAGACAAAACCCCAUGGCCAUGGUGAUGUGCAUGCACUUCUUUACUCCAGCGGCCUGCUAAAUGUAUGGCAUGAUGCUGGUCUAAAAUGGGUACUAUUUUUCCAAGAUACUAAUGGGCUUCUCUUCAAUGCAAUUCCCGCAGCACUUGGUGUAAGCUCUAGCAAACAAUAUCAUGUUAAUUCUCUCGCUGUUCCUCGCAAAGCAAAAGAAUCUAUCGGGGGAAUCACCAAGCUUACCCAUGCUGAUGGGAGGAUGAUGGUGAUCAAUGUGGAAUAUAAUCAGCUUGAUCCUCUACUUAGGGCAACUGGUUAUGCUGAUGGAGAUGCGAAUUGCGAAACGGGUUAUUCUCCUUUCCCUGGAAAUAUUAACCAGUUAAUUUUGGAACUAGAUCCUUACAUCAAAGAACUCAAAAAAACAGGAGGUGCCAUUGAAGAGUUUGUCAAUCCCAAAUACAAAGAUUCUAGCAAGACUUCAUUCAAGUCUUCCACUCGUUUGGAGUGUAUGAUGCAAGAUUAUCCCAAAACAUUGCCUCCAUCAGCAAGGGUUGGAUUCACAGUGAUGGAUAAAUGGCUUGCUUAUGCACCAGUGAAGAACAAUCCUGAAGAUGCAGCGAGGGUACCAAAGGGAAACCCAAACCACAGUGCAACUUCUGGGGAAAUGGCUAUCUAUCGGGCACACAGCCUCAUUCUUAGGAAGGUUGGUGUCCAGAUAGAUGAUCCUGUACUUCAGGUAUUCAACGGACAAGAGGUUGAAGUAUGGUCUCGUAUCGUAUGGAAACCAAAAUGGGCGCUGACUUUUGCUGAUGUGAAAAACAAAAUUGGAGGUAGCUGUUCUAUCUCACAGAGGUCCACAAUGGUCCUAAAUGGGCCUAAUGUGUUUAUUGAAGAUCUCUCUUUGGAUGGCGCUCUCAUUGUCAAUUCAGUUGAAGAUGCAGAGGUUAAAGUGGGAGGUCCUGUGCAAAACAAAGGGUGGGUCCUGGAACAAGUUGAUUAUAAGGACGCUUCAGUGCCUGAAGAAAUAAGGACCAGGGGUUUCAAAAUUAACAAGAUUGAACAGUGGGAGCUGAAUUACACCAAGCCUGGGAGUGUUUCAUUUAAGCCUUGAAGGGUUCCUAAGGAAGGUGGUGAAGAGUUGGUUAUUUAAUAAGGACUAAAUUUUUUGUUAAUUCCAAAUAAAACUGCCUUAUAGUUAUUGAGCUUCAAAAGUGUGUUCAUUUUAAAACAAAUUUUGAAGACAUCACCUAUAUUUUUUUUUCUUGUAUUGAUAGGAUCAUUAUGUGUUA
Telopea speciosissima is the source of this 2126-nucleotide messenger RNA. RefSeq names its product UDP-sugar pyrophosphorylase-like. NCBI's taxonomy places the organism in Eukaryota, Viridiplantae, Streptophyta, Magnoliopsida, Proteales, Proteaceae. The transcript is spliced from 17 exons. Gene Ontology annotation, biological process: UDP-N-acetylglucosamine biosynthetic process. Gene Ontology annotation, molecular function: UDP-N-acetylglucosamine diphosphorylase activity. The record is from RefSeq and is a predicted model, not a curated record. Bases 68 to 1948 code for a protein of 626 amino acids.